AUGCCGCGGGUGAUGGUGCUCUACGGCAGCGAAACGGGCACGGCACAGGACGUGGCCGAAUUCGUGCAACAGCACGCUUUCAACCGGCAGUUGCUGGACACGCAAAUUUCGGCUAUGGACGAGUUCCCUGUGGCGCAGUUGCUGGCGCAGUGCUCUACCGUCGUGUUCGUAGUGUCCACGACUGGCGACGGCGAGGCGCCCGAGAAUAUGCGCAACAGCUGGCGCAGUCUGCUGCGAAAGACAUUGGGACCACAGUGGCUUGCGGGUGUGCGGGUGGCUGUGUUCGGCCUGGGCGAUUCCAGUUACGCCAAGUACAAUGCGGUGGCCAGGCGUCUGCAAGCGCGUCUGCUGCAGCUGGGAGCCUCGGAGCUCAUCGACCGUGGGUUGGGUGACGAUCAGCACGCAUACGGAUACUUUGGGGCCUUGAACCCGUGGAUGGAGAAGCUCUGGGCGGCAGUGUUGCAGCUGUAUCCGCUGCCUGAGGGAGUAACAGUUGAUGACUCCCCAAAACCAAUCGAGCCUCGCUACUCUGUUAUUGUGCAUGACGCUGGAGCUCAAGAGGUGCAGCAGGCAAAAUUAUUGACACCGGGGAUGGAUAGUUCCAGCUUUUACGCGCCACCAAGCACGACGGUGGGGCGUGAGAAGGGCAUCUACUUGGCUCCCGUCGUGGUGAACAAGCGAAUUACUGCCGAGGACUGGGAGCAAGAUGUGAGGCAUGUAGAGUUUGAUAUAAGCGAGAAUUCCAGCACAACUGAGCCUCCAUUCAGAGCUGGAGAUAUCGCUGUGGUGUAUCCUGAGAAUGUGACGGGUGUGGACGAUAUGCUGCAGUAUGUCAAGCUUAGUGGCGAUACUGCCAUCUCGAUCAACGCUGCCGACGGCUCAAAGCAGUUCGAUCUUCCUUCUCCGAUUACUGUUCGUGACUUGUUCGCGAAGUAUCUUGCGAUCCUUGAUGACAUGAUUCAAGCUCCGUACUACUUCAACAGCCAAACCGAGGAAUACCAAUGGGAUAAACCCGAUGCUAUCGAUAACGCGUACUUGACCGACAGUCAGACCUCUCGCAAGCGGAAGGAAUGGCUCGAAGAGCAGCUUCAAGAUCCCGAAG
Phytophthora nicotianae INRA-310 is the source of this 1102-nucleotide messenger RNA. RefSeq lists its product as hypothetical. NCBI's taxonomy places the organism in Eukaryota, Oomycota, Peronosporomycetes, Peronosporales, Peronosporaceae. Gene Ontology annotation, molecular function: flavin adenine dinucleotide binding; FMN binding; oxidoreductase activity. The annotation marks the transcript as partial. The record is from RefSeq and is a predicted model, not a curated record. Gene Ontology annotation, cellular component: cytosol. The transcript has a single exon.